Messenger RNA from Sycon ciliatum, 2226 nucleotides. RefSeq names its product cell adhesion molecule Dscam2-like. The record is from RefSeq and is a predicted model, not a curated record. Bases 1 to 2226 code for a protein of 741 amino acids. Lineage: Eukaryota; Metazoa; Porifera; Calcarea; Leucosolenida; Sycettidae. The transcript has 12 exons. Gene Ontology annotation, molecular function: protein binding. Gene Ontology annotation, biological process: cell-cell adhesion.
AUGGCGCAAACAGCAAAGGCACCGCCUCACAUGAGUGAGUACACAAAUGGUCAACAUUUUUCCCAACACAUCUUCUCAGUGUUGAUCUUGCUGGGAAUGCUAUUGGCAGUGCAGAGUCAGCAUGAAAAUUGUAAAGAUGGAUGGGUCGAGUUGACAAAUGACCAGUUUGGUCAUAGUCCCUAUCACGGACCAAGAGAUUUGUACAUUUUGCCUAACAGGCCAUCAGCAAGCCUUCCCACUUUGACAUGUAGAAUCGUGUGUGGCACCAUCCGUUCAACUGGGCCUAUUGACCCACCCCUGUCAACAGCUUUCUGGUACUUCAACAACGCACCUGUUCAAGACAAUCCCUUAUUCAGGAUUGAACGGUAUUAUGAGGAUCGUCGGCAAACAUCACUGAACAAGGAUCUAAUCUACACCAGACAGAUGCACUGGCCAACAACUAUCACUCAGUCAAUGAUAGGAGCGUAUGAAUGCAGCUUUCGACAUCAGGGAGUACUUUCUCAGAGGAACAUUAUCACUUUACAUGUUGCCAAUGUUCCAUACAUUACAUUCAGCAGUGGAUCCAUGACUAUCGUGUCCACAUCAUGGCAGGUCGGAUCAAUUGCCUUGGUGUGCAGAGCAAAUGGCACGGGACCAUUGAAUAUGACAUGGACUAAGAAUGGAAGAAUACUACCAGCAUAUAAUGGUGCAAAUGGUUGGACACGCAAGCUUGGUGAUUACCUAACUGUGGACGACUCAGGGAUGUAUACUUGCACAGUAUCGUCGCCCUUUGGAAUUGCUUUAAAACAACUGACCAUCCUAGUACAAGAUAUUCCCAGGUUUCUUAUUGCCCCUAGACCGGCACGCAUUGUCCAGAAUUCACUAAGAGCAACUUCGGUUGCUCUCAAUCUUCAAUCACCGUCAUACAAAGGAAAUCUACCCGUUAAAAGUUACAAAGUCAUUUGUAAACCAGAUGCAGAGUACAGAUCUUAUGUGAAGGACACUGUUCAAAGUUUUCCACUCAAUACUGUCACAAUCAUUGGACUUCAACCAGCCACCAAGUACACCUGCUGGUAUCAUGCAGAAAAUGCAGCUGGUUCAAGUGGUCCAAGUCCCAGACUAAGACUGGAGACUCCCGAAUCACGGUCUGCGGCGCCCCAAGGCCUCACUGCUGUCUCAACAUCACCAGGUCAUGCAACGAUAAGUUUCAAGCCAAUGCCACCUGCUCUUUCCCAUGGUACUAUAAUUGGCUAUGAGAUUACUUACGAUGCAGUUGGAUGUAGCAAAGUAGAAGAUUGUCAAUGUCAACUCUACAACUGUUCUCUGCACGGAUCUAUUCGAGUUCAUGAAAGUUGGGUCAGUAACUCAAUUUCACUAUCUGGCUUGCGGCAUUUUACAAGGUACCAGAUUACUGCUGCAGCCAUUAAUGGAGUGGGUCUUGGUGUUAAAGCAAGGAGGUGGCUCGUAACUCAGAAGCUAGCCCCAGGACCAGUAAGGAAUUUGACAGCCAUACCCAUAUCAAGCUCUGUACUACAGGCAAGAUGGCAAGCACCAGAAACAACUUACGGUGGUAAUCUAUACUACGUAAUUCAGUAUAGUGUUCUCAGAGGAGAUACUGAGGAGAGAGUGAGCAACGAUAUCAACAUUGCAAUGCCACAAUACACCAUAACUGGACUAAAGGAGAGAAGAAGUGUUUUGAUCACGGUGUUUGCUGUCAACUCAGUUGGUCCUGGACAUCGUGUCACUGUAGGCACUAUAACAGCUGCAGCCAGAGUACAACCUGAUGUCACUGAUAAACCAACAAGAUAUCAACCAAUACCUCCUGCUUUUUGCAAGUUACCCAGUAAACUAGGGUGGAUUAUGGCUGUUGCAAGUACAUUCACCCCAGAAAUUAUCAACCUGAUUAAACUGAACUUCUCAGCAAACACUUCACUUAACUUGACAUGCAGAGAAGGCCUGUAUGUCUCCGGUAACUGGUCACAACGCCAUCAACUGAUCACAUGCCAGAAAAGUGGAAUGUGGACAAAGGAAAUCUCCGCUUGCUCAGCACCAGUGGACACUGCUGUUGGCCAUGGUUAUAGUCAAUGCAGCUCCGACAUUUCAGUUGCAGUAUCUAUCGUAAGAGGUAUUUUAUUCGCCGCCAGUGUUGCCCUGAACCUCAUCUUCUUUUUCAAGGUCUACAAUAAGCAAUACAUCAACGAUAAAAGAAUUUCAAUGCAACGCAGAUUGUUAAUAGCAACUGCAUAG